UUACCACAUUCUCCAAUUUGACGACUAAUUGCUGCAUCGAAGACGAUGAUGACAGAAAAAGACAAAGCUUCGAAAGCUGUGCCAAUUUCCUCUCCCUCUUGAGAAAUGGCGGAAUGGGUGAUGAAUUUUUUAAAUCAAUAAGCGAAGAAAUUCCGUGUUCUUCUUUUUCGGAUGUAUAAAUCGGAGACAAAAAAAUUAUCCUCUCUCUGUUGAUUGAUUUUCACUUUCAGCAUUUUUUUUCCGUCGGCAAACACGAAGGUUAUGUUUCCAAGGCUUGUUAAUCCCGACAGCGAUAUCCAGAUCCAUGGCGGCCGUGGUUCUGCUACUUCCGACCUCACUCACAGGGGCGACCCAUGUCUUGUUUUGACUUCAGAUCCCAAACCUCGCCUCCGAUGGACGGCUGAUCUUCACGAGCGAUUCGUCGACGCCGUCACUCAGCUCGGUGGUGCUAGCAAAGCUACACCAAAAGCAAUAAUGCGAACGAUGAAUGUGAAAGGACUGACUCUCUUCCAUUUGAAGAGCCACCUCCAGAAAUUCAGAUUAGGUAAGCAAUCAGGGAAGGAUAUGGGUGAGGGAUCUAAAGAUGGUGCAUAUCUUUUAGAAAGUCCCAGUACCAAUAAUUUCUCUCCUGACUUGCCAAUUUCUGAAAUGGCCGAGGGUUAUGAAGUCAAGGAGGCAUUGAGAGCGCAGAUGGAAGUGCAAAGUAAGUUACAUCUGCAAGUUGAGCUAGCUGACCUUACCAUCGUUGGGCAGGCAGAGAAGCACCUACGAAUUCGUCAGGAUGCCGAGCGAAGAUAUUUGGCCAUGCUCGAGAGAGCUUGUAAAAUGCUUGCAGAUCAAUUUAUUGGAGGUGCAGUGUCGGACUCAGACAGCAAGAAGUCCCAAGGACUGGAUCGUAAGAGCCCAAGAAGUUCCUCCGUCGACCCACUUGGUUUCUAUGCUUCACAAUCACAAGAGAUGGAAAGAAUGAAUGGCACAGAAGAAGUGCAGGCUAAUCUUCCUUACCAAAGAGCUGAUUGUUCGACUGAGAGCUGCCUAACCUCAAACGAGAGUCCCGGGGGAUUGACCAUGGAAAAAUCUCCCGUUGGAAGCCAGAAAAAAAUGGUUAACUUGGAUUCAGUAACUGCAUCUUUGAUUUGGAGUGAAGCCAAGGACAGAAUACAAGAUGCUAAUAUCAUCCAAAUUAACCAUCACAGUGCAUCCGGGUGCGACAUGUGGGGAUGAAACUCUGCAGACAAAAAACUCAUCAUGUUUGAUGAGAAGAGAAGUAUGUUCUAGUUUCAACUUUUGUAAAAAUUCCAUCAUUUUCAUUCAUAGAAACUGGUAUGAACUGAAGCAAGAACAUUCACUAGCAUGUAAAAUCGAGAAGUCGGUUUAGUUUAGUUCGUAGACAACUCGUCGAAAUGCAAGUAGUUAGGAAUUCUUUUUGUUGUUCUGGACAAUCACAGUCUAGUUAAUUUCUGUCUGACUUUUGGGAGAUCUGAGGAGUCCAUUAACAGGGUGUAAUCAGUAAUGUUGUGUCUGGAAACACAUCCUCUUUCUCUAAUCAGUAGUGAAAUGAACUUUGUCUUCCAUUGAUGAUGCCAAAA
Messenger RNA from Momordica charantia (bitter melon), 1589 nucleotides. Lineage: Eukaryota; Viridiplantae; Streptophyta; Magnoliopsida; Cucurbitales; Cucurbitaceae. The record is from RefSeq and is a predicted model, not a curated record.